This is a messenger RNA of Triticum aestivum (bread wheat), 1289 nucleotides long. RefSeq lists its product as uncharacterized. The record is from RefSeq and is a predicted model, not a curated record. NCBI's taxonomy places the organism in Eukaryota, Viridiplantae, Streptophyta, Magnoliopsida, Poales, Poaceae. The transcript is spliced from 2 exons. Bases 57 to 881 code for a protein of 274 amino acids.
UAUCAGGAUACUACAGAACUAGCUCCGCCGGCCAGCCACAAUCUGCUCGAUGGCCUAUGUAUAACCAUCCACCAGAUGAUCCUGAUGAUACAGAUCAACAACAUGAUAGUGAUGCCAGAAACACUACAUAUCCAACAGAGUUAUACACACUUGAUGAAUUCCUAGCCGAGGAGGACAUGCUAGACUCCUUCGCCGAGGAGAUUGCUGUGGAGUUGAAGGGAACACUUGAGGCUCUUCAAGCAAGAUCACUUAGCAGGAGUGGUCCGAGGAUAUACGUGAAUAGACCGCGUGAAGAAGCACAUCAACAACUUGUACGAGAUUACUUCUGUGACAAUCCUCUCUACCGCGCCAAAAAAAUUCGGAGAAGAUUCAGGAUGAGACGACCUCUCUUUCUUCGCAUCGUCAAUGCGCUAGGUGAGUGGUCUCCAUACUUCACCACAAGGACAGAUGCGCUUAACCGUGAAGGGCUCUCUCCACUGCAAAAGUGCACGGCGGCAAUACGCCAAUUGGCUUAUGGCACACCUGCAGAUAGUCUUGAUGAAUAUCUCAAGAUUAGCGAGACUACCGCAGUUGAUUGCUUGAAGAACUUUGUGCAAGGAGUGAUUGAUACCUAUGCUGCAGAGUAUUUGCGAAGCCCCAACACUGAAGAUACAGAGCGCUUACUCUGCAUUGGCGAAGGUCGUGGGUUUCCUGGCAUGUUAGGAAGCCUGGAUUGUAUGCAUUGGCGUUGGGAAAAUGUCCUAUUGCAUGGAAGGGCCAAUUUACUCGUGGCGAUAAAGGGUGGCCUAGUCUUAUUCUGGAAGCAGUUGCUUCGCAAGAUCUCCGGAUAUGGCAUGCCUACUUUGGUAUUGCUGGGUCAAACAAUGACAUCAAUGUGCUAAAUCAAUCGCCAUUGUUUAUCAAGCAACUGAAAGGCCAAGCUCCUAGAGUGAACUUUUUUGUAAAUGAGAAGGAAUAUCAACAUGGUUAUUACCUUGUAGAUGGGAUAUACCCAGAAUGGGCAGCUUUUGUGAAGACAAUAUCAAUGCCACAAACAGAGAAGCACAAGUUGUUUGCUGCACAUCAGGAAGGGGCAAGGAAGGAUGUGGAACGUGCUUUUGGUGUUUUGCAGGGUCGAUUCUCUAUCUUGCGUCGUCCUGCACGUUUGUAUGACCGGGGUGAUAUCCAGAAGGUCAUGAUAGCUUGCAUCAUUCUUCACAAUAUGGUAGUCGAGGAUGAAAAAGAAGCGGCGGCUAAUAUUCUUGAUUUGAACAAGGAGGCGGGUACAUCCAUUGUUCUACCAUCAGUAU